Messenger RNA from Fonsecaea multimorphosa CBS 102226, 1728 nucleotides. RefSeq lists its product as uncharacterized. Bases 1 to 1728 code for a protein of 575 amino acids. NCBI's taxonomy places the organism in Eukaryota, Fungi, Ascomycota, Eurotiomycetes, Chaetothyriales, Herpotrichiellaceae. Gene Ontology annotation, biological process: transmembrane transport. Gene Ontology annotation, molecular function: transmembrane transporter activity. The record is from RefSeq and is a predicted model, not a curated record. The transcript is spliced from 2 exons.
AUGGGUCUUGGUACUGAAAAUGAACCCCAGAAGUCGGUGACAACCACCGUCGCGCCACAGUCCUUACCGGGUAACCAAGCCGGCCGCCUCGAUCUCGAGCGACGCGACACUUCUCGAGACACUCUCACAAGCGGGCGAGCCCCUAGCGUGGCGCCAGACGAUGAGCCAGAGAACAGAAAAAACUCGAGGAAGAUCAUAUCGUUCAGCUCCAAUGACCCAGAAAGUCCCUACAACUGGCCGCGGAGAAAGAAGUUGUACAUUUUCUUCUGUGGCAUCAUAACUGUUAUGAACAGCACCAUUUCCUCGUCGUUACCGAGCGGAGCAAUCACUUUCAUUGCGAAGCAUUUUGAUGUCACACAAGAAAUUCAGCUCCCUUUGCCGAUAUCAUGUUUCCUGGCGGGUUAUGUGGUAGGCCCCACGCUCUGUGGCCCUCUGUCCGAAAACAAUGGUCGACAACGAGUCAUCUUAUCCUUUUUCGUCAUGUCUACCCUAUUCAGCAUGGCUUGCGCACUGGCCCCUAACUGGCCCUGUCUGCUCUUCUUUCGCUUUAUGUGUGGGGUUGGGUUUUCUGGGCCAAUCGCAAUUACAGGAGGACUAUACGCCGACGUAUAUAACGAUCCAAGGGAGCGUGGAUUGGCAAUGGCUUGGUUCAUGGUUGCGACGACGUUCGGCCCCGUCAUUGCACCCGCCAUUUCAGGGUUCAUCGCAGAGAACACCUCAUGGCGGUGGGUAUUCGCCGUGGGCACUCUGCUCGCCGUCGCCACUAUUCCCUUCAUCAUUUUUAUGCCAGAGACCUACACCCCGGUCCUCCUGAGUCGCAAAGCAGCACGACUACGCAAAGAAACAGGUGAUCCUACGAUCGUUGCUAAAACCGAUCUUCAAAAGAAAACGUGGCGUCAUGUCGUUACCGUUGUCAUGACCCGGCCCUACCGCAUGCUGUUCCAGGAGGUCAUUGUCAUGUGCGUGGCAGCAUAUUGCUCUCUGGCGUACGCAAUCUUCUACCUGUAUUUCGAGGCAUACCCUAUUAUCUUUCAGGGUCCAGAUUCCGUGUACAAAUGGUCAUAUGGACUCGCAGGUCUCGCUUUUAUUCCCAUUGGACUUGGAUCACUCCUCGCGGCACCUAUAUAUCUUUGGUGGGACUCUUAUCUGGCCAAGGCACGGAAAAGACAGGCAAAGUGGGCACAACAGGAAGAGUACAGGCGAUUACCACUGGCUUGCAUUGGAGGGCCAAUGUACGUGGUCUCUCUGUUCUGGAUUGGGUGGAGUGCAAAGCCGGGAACCUUUUGGCUCGCCCCUGUCGCCUCAGGAGUCAUCUUUGGAGCAGCAUUCCUACUCAUCUUCAUGGCUCUGCUCAAUUAUCUUACCGAUGCUUACGAAACAUUUGCAGCCAGUGCGCAGGGUAUCACCAGUACCAGUCGGAGCGUGUUUGGUGCGCUCUUGCCCCUAGCUGCGCAUAGCAUGUUCUCCCACCUGGGCAUCGCCUGGGCGUGCAGUUUACUUGCGUUUCUUAGUCUGGGAAUGUGUUUCAUCCCUUUUGCAUUUAUCAAAUAUGGUGAUCGGAUCCGGGACAACAGUAAGUUCUGUCAGGAAUUAAAGGAGAUCAAGGCGAGAGAAGCUGCGGAGAGGGAGGAGGAAGAGCGGGAGGAAACGGUGAAAGUCGAGAACGGUGAUAUAUCCAGAGAAGGGAAUAGGGAGAAGGACGAUGAAAUGAUGCAUGAUCAGGUAUGA